This is a messenger RNA of Aspergillus melleus, 1320 nucleotides long. It is a transcript of the gene cwc25, whose product is annotated as U2-type spliceosomal complex subunit CWC25. The record is from RefSeq and is a predicted model, not a curated record. Bases 1 to 1320 code for a protein of 439 amino acids. The transcript is spliced from 2 exons. Gene Ontology annotation, cellular component: U2-type spliceosomal complex. Gene Ontology annotation, biological process: mRNA splicing, via spliceosome. NCBI's taxonomy places the organism in Eukaryota, Fungi, Ascomycota, Eurotiomycetes, Eurotiales, Aspergillaceae.
AUGGGUGGCGAUCUCAACUUGAAGAAGUCAUGGCACCCCUCGCUCCUGCGCAACCAAGAGCGCGUGUGGCAAGAGGAGAAGCGCGCCUUGGAAGAGCGCAAACGCAUCGACCAGCUCCGCCGUGAACGAGACGAGGAGCGCCAAAUCCAGGAACUGCAGCGUCUGCAGGAAGACUCGGGGAAGGCGCGCCAGCAGAACCGCGUCGACUGGAUGUACCAGGCGCCGUCGAGCGCGACGGGUCACUAUUCCGAAGAGAUGGAGGGGUAUUUGCUGGGCAAGCGUCGGAUUGACGGCAUCUUGUUGAAGAAUGAUGAUAGCAAGAAGUUGGAGAAGGGUGCUGAGGUGGGCUCCGGGCAGGUACCCGCUGCGCCGCCGGUUCAGAAUGCCCGGGAUACGAUGUCGAAGGUCAUGGCGGAUCCGUUGUUGGAAAUCAAGAAGAGGGAACAGGCGGCUUAUGAGAACUUGGUGAAGGAGUCGGCGAGGAGGGGUGCUGCGGUUGCGGAGGGGUCUGCUGCUUCCCGGGGCGGAGGGAGGGAGAGGGAUGGGGAUCGGGAGCGCAGUCAUAAGCGCAGAAGGUAUAGUGAUGAGGAGGACUCACAUCGGCGUCAUCGUCAUAGAUCGCAUCGGCAUCGCUCGAGAUCUCCGGAACGGUCGCAUCGGAGACACAGAGAUGAUCGCGACGACCGGGACCGCAGAGACCGUGAUCGCAGAAGUGAUCGAGAUCGGAGGGAGGAACGUGAUGGUCGAGACCGCCGGGACCGUGAUGAUAGAGACCGCAGGGAGGAUAGAGAGAGGAGGGAUCAUCGCUCGGACAGACAUAGGGACCGCGAGGGAAAGUCCGACCGUGCUCCGCGACGUGGCUCCUUCCAUGAUCGAUCUCCCUCACCUCAGCCUGAUUACCGUCACCCAGACCGCCGCCACGCAGAGGAGAGGGAUUCCAAACCUCGCAGGGAUUACCGCGGGGAGGACCGAAGGGACAGCAGGCCUUACCGCGACAAUGGCAGAAACAACCGUGGCCCCAGAGACUCGCACCCUCGAGACCAAGAUUCCAGACCCGGACCCGAUGCAGCGGAGCAAGAAGAGAUUCGGAAAAAGAAGCUCGCCGAGAUGAUGGACAACGCGAACGAUAUGGAACAGACUCGUCGCCAGCGCAUUGCCGAAGUUACGGCCGAGGAGGAGAAGCAGCAGGAGCGAGACGACAAGCAGCGAUCGGAACGGGGUCGUUUCGUCUCUUCGAUGCAUCGACAACUGCAGGAGGACAACCUGGAUGAGCGGAUUCGCCGCAACCGUGGUGGAUUGUCUCGGAUGGAUGAUGAUUGA